CUUUUGAAAUGUUCGUGGGUUUGAAAACAUGUCAUUCCUCAUAUUGCAUGGUCAAUAUUAAAAGGAAAAGACAAUCCAUCCUUUUGUUUUGAUCCUAAGUAAAAAGACUUCGUUGGUAUCUGCCCUGGCUUAUGUCGAAUGUAUGGAAGUAAUCACAGUGGCACGUGCUCCUUCUACAAGUGAACAUGGAAAAUAUUACAGCAGCAUUAAAUGAACUCUUGAGGGAAGCAAAUGAGCUAUGUAUCGGAACUGAAGUAGUAAUACUAGAUAAAGUACCUGAAUCGAUUGUUUUCGCACGAGAUUUCUACGCUAAAAACCAGCCAGUGGUGAUAAGGAAUGCAGUGAAACAUUGGCCCGCGGUACAAAAGUGGAACUCUGUUUACCUUAAGCAAGUACUUGGUAAAAAGCUGUUAGAUGUGACUUCUACACCCAAUGGUUACGCGGACGGUUUAGCCAAACAAGAUGGAACUGAGUAUUUCGUACUACCUCUUGAAGAAAAGAUGUGUAUGAGCGAUUUCUUGCAAAAACUAGACGACCCUACUGGUCCCAUACAUUAUAUUCAAAAGCAAAAUUCAAAUUUUACAACUGAUUUUCCAGAGUUGGCUGAUGACAUCAAUAUUAAGGAUUUAGACUUUGCGGAGAAAUGUUUAAAUAGUCCCCCAUUGGUAAAUUUUUGGAUGGGUGAUAAACGUGCAGUUACAUCUAUGCAUAAAGACCCAUUUGACAAUUUGUACUGCGUCAUAUCAGGGUAUAAAGACUUCAUUUUACUACCACCACACCAAGUAGUAAAUAUUCCGCGUCAGCUUUAUCCUGUAGGAAAAUACCAACGACAUGAAUCGGGUCAAUUUUAUAUUGAGCCUGUAUUAAACGUUCAAAGUGACAAUAAUAAAAGCGAACCGUUACAAACAGAGUGGAUAAGUAUUGAUCCCUUAGCACCGGAUUUCAGCAAAUAUCCGAAAUUUGCAAAUAGCCAACUAUUGCAAGUUCGUGUGAACGCCGGUGAUAUCUUGUUUUUACCCAAUUUCUGGUUUCACCAUGUACAACAAAGUCAUAAAUGCAUAGCAGUGAACUUUUGGUACGAUAUGGAGUUUGACAGCCGUUAUUGUUUUUUCCGUAUGCUGGAAAAACUUGUGGAAACCAAAAUAGAUUAAAUAUUUAAAUUUGAAAGCUACGAAAUAAAAUAUUUUUGACCCAAACUUUGCAUUAUGUUUUCUAUUCUAAUAUCUCUUUAUUAAUUUUAAAUUUAGUCUCAUACACUUAAAUAUGUGAAGUUUUAAAACUAUAAUAGAGGUGAUUUCUAAAUUACAAUAUAUAUGUAUGUUGUAUAUUAUACACCAAAAAUGAUUCAAUAUUAACACGUCCAAGUGGAAGGUAAGCUUGGAAGCGCCAGUUUCCUGUCUCAUUUCUUAUAUGUAAAGAAAAAACAUACUUAAAAAUUGUGUGAAAUGACAGCCCUCAACGUCCACGUAUUGUAAUAAGUAAAUCAAUCUCACCUUUUUCGAUUUAUACCAUUACAAAAACUUUUGAGAAAAAAAUCCCAAC
Bactrocera tryoni is the source of this 1542-nucleotide messenger RNA. It is a transcript of the gene JMJD7, whose product is annotated as bifunctional peptidase and (3S)-lysyl hydroxylase Jmjd7. Bases 186 to 1151 code for a protein of 321 amino acids. Gene Ontology annotation, molecular function: 2-oxoglutarate-dependent dioxygenase activity. The record is from RefSeq and is a predicted model, not a curated record. NCBI's taxonomy places the organism in Eukaryota, Metazoa, Arthropoda, Insecta, Diptera, Tephritidae. The transcript is spliced from 2 exons.